This is a messenger RNA of Lampris incognitus (smalleye Pacific opah), 9580 nucleotides long. It is a transcript of the gene dnaaf9, whose product is annotated as dynein axonemal assembly factor 9. NCBI's taxonomy places the organism in Eukaryota, Metazoa, Chordata, Actinopteri, Lampriformes, Lampridae. The transcript has 37 exons. The record is from RefSeq and is a predicted model, not a curated record. The coding region runs from base 104 to 3562 and encodes 1152 amino acids.
GUAGACGUUCUCCAGUAACGAUGGGGAGGAUGUGUUCGGCCUGAGAGCUGCCCAGUUCGGUUUGAAACGCGAUUCCCGCAGCUAAAUCGUGACAGUAGUGACUAUGGCGGGUAUACGGAGAGUGAAAGGGAAAUACCCGGGGAUGAACCCGGCUGUCAGCUGUUCCCGUCUGCGACACGUGCAGAAUUUGCUCCGCAGUGGCGUCAGUGCCACUCCCGAUGGGAUCCUCUGUUCCCUUGGAAUUGACAGUAGAUAUAAUGAAGGCUGUACUGAGCUGGCCAAAUACCUAUUUUAUGGACUAUACGGAAACAACCAGUUGAGUCUGGAACAUGUCCAGGAGGGGUUUCCUGAAGAGGUUUUGGAUGAUAUGAUCCUCCUCAUCAAGGCAGAGUGUGUUCACCUUUAUUGCAACCCAGUGAACUACAGUUACCUGCUGCCUUAUGUGUCCCACUGGAGGAAUCUGCAUCUCUACUGCAUGACUGAGACAGAGUAUGAAGAUGAAGAGGCUGCUGAGGAGUUCAAGAUCUCCAGUUUUGUCACCAUGGUGCAGGACUGCACUCGUAUAGGAGUGCCUUACAGCUCUCAGGGGCACAUGCAGAAGUUUGACAUGUUUAUGGUGGAAAAAUGGCCCAUAAUUCAAGCAUUUGCCUUGGAAGGGAUUGGCGGUGGAAGUUUCUUCACGAUGAAAUACAAGCUAAUGGAUAUGAGUGAGAGGCUGUGGCAGGUCUACACCAGGCUGGACCCAGUGUCUUUGGAUGGCCUCCUCACAGAGGACCUGGUUAACUUUGAGAAACAAUGGAGCAGCUUCUACUCCAGUAUGGACCUGGAGAAUCACCUUUCCAUCCUGGAACUAUCGGAGGCACAGGCAGGAGAGGCAUUUCGUACUUAUUACUCACACGGCCUGAUGUCAAGCAACAUCACAGAGAAAAGUAAAAGCCGUCAGCCCUUUGUGUUGUUUGGAAGCCAUUCCUCCAUGGAAAAUCUGGAGAGCUACUCCUUUAACUUUCCAUCUGAGAGUCACCAGAUUCGCAGCACAGGACCCCAAGGCUCCACUGCCCGACACAUGAUUCUGCAGUGUGUAGCUCCUAAGGGACCUCUCGCCUGCUCCCGGACCUAUUUCUUUGGGACCACCCACACCCCAUACCUUGGGAAUCACAAUAUUAUGCAAAUGCAAACAGAACUCCUGACUUUGUCACAGAUAUAUUCAGCUUCUGUCCGAGCAGUCCUUUCUGGAAUCAAGUGCUACUCCUCUACCUCCAGUGCUGCCAAGGCCAAGGAGGUAGCAGAACAGAGCUUUCUCAUGACUCUGGACUCCAUGAACUUAAGUCAAUACCGCACAGCUCUCAGAUCCAAAGUUGAAUUCAUCAUUCAAGCUGUGAACAAUGAAGGAAGGGUCAUGCCUCUUAGUGAUGAAGGAAGCCGUUAUGUCGUGAAAACUGCCUCCAUGACUGUGUAUGACAUUCCAGAUCUGCAGUGCGGCAGAGGGGACUUGGGCUCUGUAGUUUUCUCUGAAUCCUUCCUGGAAUCCAGCAUCAACAUUCAGCAGAAAGAUGGCAGUGUGUCCUCAGACAGCUGCUACACCAUCUUGACUACAACUGUACCUCGCUACGCCUGCUGGUUGAUGGAGUCCGAUGUGAAGCAGUCUGAGCAAGCCCAAGUCCUAAUGAAGAAAGAGGAGGGCACCUGUCUGGGAGCUGCUCUGACCAUAGCAGACAUUGCAUACAUUUACUCCAACAGCCAGCUGUCCACACCCGAGGAAGGUAAAAUCAGCUUCUUCGCUGAGGGACUCCUCUUCAUUCAUCCUCAAUAUGGAAGCAUCACACUUUCCAAGGACCAAAUCACCUCCAUCAAGUUCUAUGAUGCAGAUUCUGGUGCCGUGGCAUCUUUGUUUGUGGAAUAUGAGCCCAACAUGCUCCCCCACCUCCCUUUCCCUCUCCACAGCCCUGACCGGUGUCUGGUCAUUGCUCUCCAACCCAAGUCUAAGAGCCACAAGGCCUUCUACUCCAAGGUGCUGUCUGUAUGGAAAAGCUCCGAUUCUGGACUUGCGCUGCAGCUGGUAGACCAGGAACACCUUACCUGGGACCAGAGGAACAUGCACUCCAGACUCCAGAAAUUGCAUGAUAGUCAGGAGCCACCUGUGGCCAAACGCAGAGGCAGCCUGAGGACAUCAUAUUCCCAGCUACCAGAGCAGGACAUGUUCCUUCAACACUUGGCCCUAAGCAGUGUGGGUGAGGAGCCAAUUCUGAAUUAUCACCUGGGGGCAUUCUUCCCCUCUGCAGAGUUGAAGAACCCACUCACCAUCAAGGGAGAUAAAGUUACAAUAACCAUCAUCACUGGACUCCCAGGAAGCCACAAGAAUGGGCUCUGUAACUUUCUGGUCCAGUUGAACAAGGAAGGUGGAAGGUGGGUGGUGUACCAGCCUGGCCUUGACAGCUGUAACGGCUUCUCGGCCUCCCACCUUCAGAGCUACCUGUCCAACUUCCUAGAGAGCCAGAGAGGCCUAGCGGGCAAGCCUCGCCUCCUUCUGCUCACUCCUGGGUACACGGAUGUGUUGGAUGUGGUCCAAGCAGUGCUGUUUCACCCUGACCCUGUUGUUCAGGCCUGUUUUAGCAUUGGGGCUGUCACUGCUUGUGUGGACCCCUUCACUUCCUGUAUGGAACACAGGUUUGCCUUUCCCAAGCUGGUAGAGCAGUGCAACCAAGGUGUUGUGACUACAGUGGUGUUCACCGGGCUGACAGCUGAGCAGAAGCACCCUCUCAUGCAGCAUGUUCAGCAGCUGGUACGCUCUGCCAACCCCACUGCAGCCUUCAUACUGGCAGAGAGAGGAGCUGUCACCAGGGAUGAAGAUGUAAAGCUCAUCUUAUCUGACUGUAGCUUCAACGAACUGCAGAUGCUGAGAACACGCUACCUUCUCUACCCUGGCUGGUGCAAGGGGCGCUUCUUCUCUGGAUGCGGGUCUCUCAUCCUCACCCAGCAGUGCGUGGUGUUCCACAGGUCCCUAGAGAGGCCCCUGUUUGUCACCCGCUGCAAAGCCCUCAAGUCAUCACUAAGGCCAAAUCCUUUCAGUGGAAAUGUGUACAAUAUAUGGGGAAAAGUCAGGUUUUCUGGAUGUGAGCAGACAAUGGAGGUGAGCUACAAUGCAGUGAGUGGGAAUCUAAGCAUCAUGCCAGAUAAGGGCACAAACUUCCAAUCCCAGGCCCACCAGGACCCCACCGUCCCCUAUUACCUGGUUUUUGAUGGUGUGGGACUCACCCAGGAAGGAAUGAAAGACUGGCUGAGACUUUGUGCCAAGCAGAGGGAGACAAAGAAGGCCAAGAAGACUAAGAACACCCUUUCACCAGAGGAAAUUAAGAAAAUACAUGUAAGCAGGUGUUUUGAUCGGCUGCCGCCAGGCUACUUCUACAAUGGCAACCAGUACAUUGACAUCUUCGGAGAGAAAAGGAACUUCCAUCCUUACAUGGACGAGUUCAUGACGGAGUACAUUGCUGAGGCCAAUAGAGAGAUUGAGCUGUAUAACCAUCAGCUGGAGCUGCAGGGCCACCCUGACCUGUUUGAUCCCUAAGUUAGCUUCCAGCGGUAUGUCUUCUUCACCCAUAUGUCUGCCUAAACGCAAGAACCAUCGGGAGGGAUGGGGGGUAAAUUAAUGUACACGCUGUCAGUAUGGGCACUGUAACAGUGUGUUCAUAUUACACGUGACUAGGCCCAUUCAGUGUUUCAUGAUUACAGAAAUAUAGCUAUGUGUUAAUUAUUUUCCUAUUCAGCAGCAUGGAAAAUUGACUGCCGCUGACAUUAUUGGGUGCUGUCAUCCAUCAGAUACCAGUCACAUACUAACGUUCCUGUGUGGUGUUCUUGCUGCAACAUCGUUACACCGCAUCUAGAAACUAGCUAGGUCAACUAUCAUCAGAAACAAGCACAGCGAUUCUGUUGCUAGCAAUGUGAUAACAGCUUGACAUGAAACAUGAUCAUACAAAACGAGAGCUCGUCACCUGACUACCACUGAAACGAAGCCAAAACAUAAUCCAAACUCAAGUCUCUGACUUUUUAAACCGGUGUGAUCCGGCUGCAGAAUCUCUGAGCUGCAAGAAUCACGCACUCGAAGGGAAUUUCCCGCCACACUCCCACAGCGUGUGCAUCUGUUUUUCUCAAGCGGCCAAUUUAAUGCCUCUAUUUCUGGACAAGCGUGGGGAGCCGUGUGAUUCUGGUGGGCUCCCUGGUGGGGUUUCUCAAGAAUCACUCCUGCUCUGUUGUUACCCAAUCCGCGGCCCACCUGUUAGCUGGUCUGCAUGCUACACUGCGGCAGGGCCAGCGUUUGGCCAUGGAGCUGUAAACACUGGACAGUCUGUUGGCCUCUGCUGCCUGAUGAAUGAUGCUAUCAAUCACAUAGCUAAAGAUCCUCCCGGCUUUUUAUUUUAAGACUCUAGAAUGAAUCUAAAGACAGCUCAACAAAGUAGAAUUUCCUUCCAACUGGAGAAGCACUUUAGUUGGCAUUCUUAUCAGAGUCAAACCUGGGACAUAUGACUUGCUUAGGCUCCGUGCCCACAGGGAACUUUUCUUUAUGGCUCUGUUUCUUGUUUUUCAAUUUUAGUAUGUGGCGUUGCGUGUUCCCCACAGUGCUCAGAGCGUCAAGCUGAUGUACUAAAUAUUUCCACUUUCAGCAAAACAGGAUCAUGCUCCAGGCAGUCGGCUGUGGUGUCACAACAAUAUGAGGGACCACCACUAAUGCUUCUCACACAAACAUCUGUAUAUCUCCCCUAGCUAAAUCUGAGCUUCCAUGUUGGCAUAGGCUCCUAAGUCACAAGUUUCGCCUCAGUGCAGUCAGAUGUGGAUCGCUUGUUUCACCACUUUAACACUAUAUGAUGUUGAUAUAUUGUUCUGUUGAAGUCUGAACAUUCCCAUUCACCUCACACAUUUCAGUAUGUCAAUGGUUUUGGUUGGGAUAUGGGAAAAGAACAUGGGUGAAACCCAAACAUCUUUUACUGGCCUCGGUGUGGGCACCACUAUGGCCCACACCACCAGAUAAAGUGAGACUUGGUGUUAGUGUUGUGAUGUUGCAGAGAAUCAGACCUGUGGUCUUGUCUGAUAGACUGUAGUGGAUAUGCUACUGUGUGCGUGCUCUGUGAUUCUGUGGAACAGUAGAAUCUGUUGCACCACACCUUAAACAUGCUAUCCAAUAUUCUGUGCAUGUCUUCCUCUAAUCCACAGGGUUCCUAUGCAGGUCUACAUGUAAUACAAUAGAUCAAAUCAUCCCCAGGCCUUGAAGAGUUUCAGAACUGUGCAAAUUAGUUGAGAAAAUAAUGCAAAAGUUGCAUGGGACAUGUAUGACUUUGGGUUUUAUGUAGCUGUAGACCCAAUGUCAUAUACACGUAUUGUGAUGCUUAUUGUUUUGAAGAGUAAUCUUCAUCAAAAGAUUAAACCAAUGCCAAGUUGAUCCAAAUCUAGAGAGUUUGGAAAAAUAAUGAACUUUUGAACAGUAAAGAUGUGUAGGAACCCUGCUCUCAGGAGGAGUUAAGAAUUAAGAUUCAAGGAGUCCUGGUGACUUUCAUUUCACAUGGGGUCAGCAGUGUAACGGAGACAGAUUAAUCAGAAAUGCUCGGCUCAAAUGGUGCUUACUUUCCCUUCAUUGAACUGAUGCUGACAAAGACACAUGCACAUAAACAAGUAAACGUAUCCUUGCUGCUGCUUUAACAUUACUACUGUAUAAUACAUUAUAUUGGCCUUUUGUAUACUGUACCGAAAACAGCCUGCACUCGGUUACAAGUAUUCUGAGAGACCCAUGUCGUCCUAAGAUGUCAGCUGAGAGUGAAAGGGUUUUUCUGAUGCCAGAUUGUGUCUUCACAGUUGAAAAGAAGUCCCUAUGAUAGGUUCAGACUGAGACUCGGCAUAGAUACACAGCAACAGGGAUAAGCACAGAGAUAUAAAUGUGCACAAAUGGGAAGCACAUUGAUUCAGCGUUCUUACAUUUCUAUCAGCGUAGAUAUUUUAAGACUAAGGAUCAGUAACUCUGUUUUGUUAAGAGGCAAUAAGACGUGGUUAUCAUGCCAUGGUAGCAUAGCUUGUUUAUAUCUAUGCGGUUUCAAAAAACCCCAAAGCCCUUCUAUUGUCAAACACAGACACUGCUGACCCCACCCGUCCUUGCGAUGGUCCCUUCCAUUGGUCGGACCAAGCCAUGCCGUCCUACUAUAGCUGUGUCGCUGUCAUCGAAAAGAAGAAAAUACUCAUACAUUAGAAGAGCAACAUAAACAGCAAUGAAGUAUGACUUUAACAUGUAUUACCCUGGCAUGUCCAAGAUAUCCUGCCCUGAAGGAAGAGCUUCUGACAGGUUGCCAUGUUGCUUGUUCGCUAAGCCCUUUCUCACACAACCCUCCAUACUCUCUCAAAGAAGUGCAAUUGUACAUUUUUCUUUUAACUUUAAAAAAAAAAGUAUUGUUUUAACAGUACCCUCGGAUAACUCUUUAAGGACGUAGCUGAAAACAAAGGAGCUGCUAAAUUGUCAGUCUCCCGCAGAUUAUAUAGUAUGUGGUCUAGUAGCUUUGACUGGCCUUGACCCACAUAUAUAAUCGUCAAGAGUCUUGAUAGCUGAACCUAAAGAGUGUCGUUCCAAAAUUGGCUACGAUUUGGAAAAAAUGGGGACCCUGCAUUUAAAAAUAUAACUCAGCAUAUAUACACUCAAAGAUUGGCUGCUGACUUGGAUUCAUGUUUGACAAAAUAACACACAUACAGACUGAAUGCUGUGGUUUCCCCACAUCUACACAGCGCCUUGGAAAUGCUCUGUAAAGCCACCUUCUGUUUUGAGCAACUGUUGCUUUCAUGCUGUAGUUGCAUAAUACCACAGAGACAAGUACCGACUGACAUGGAAAUAGCUGCGUGGCUGAUGUAUAGGGAACUGGAGUGCCAUAAUAACUAUGGGACCUGUUCUGUAUCUCAGACAACACCGCAUCUAAUCUGUAAAUGUGGUCUGAAAAUGUAGACAAAGUCGUCCUUAAUGGGUCAAGAGGGUUAUGUAAGAUGUUUGUGACAUUGAAGUCAAAUUAGAACUAACGUUAACUGCACAUAUACACUACUCCUACUACUCGUACACGAUUGUGCAUGUAUUAAGAUGUCACGCGAAGAUGACAUCGCAUAUAGUGGAGUUGAAAAUUGCCUUUCACCAAACUGGUACAACAAAGAAAAAAAUAAUCACAUUUAUUUUCAAUAUCUGCUAAGGAUUUGAGCUACCUUAUUACAAUACAUAGUAUUUUUCUAAGACUGUGAACCAGAACAUAGUACAUGCAGAUGAGUAAAAACUGUCUCUCGCACAAGCUACAAAAGGCAGAUGCAGCUGCAGUGUUUUGUUUUUUUAAUUAUUAUUUUUUUACUAUUAUUUCCCUACUUUUUCAAAGAAUCAAGCAGAGAAUCUGACUGGUAGUAAGAUGUCAGGUUUUCUGACCCAGCAGUGCCUUGGCUAUGGCGAAGAAAAGCAGAGAUUCAAGCUGUGUUCAGAGCUCCAUCCCUCCCCUGUCACAGGGGCUGCGGAGGGAGGUCUAGGUUGCAGAAUGGAAAACCAUGCCGAAAAACAGUGUUGGUGAAAGGAAUCCGUGGAAUUGUUCUUUAGAAGCGAUCUGCUGUACUGAAGCCAGAGGGUAAAGUAGGCGAGGUCACACAGGCGAGGCUGCCGGAGGGCUCGGGAUGAUUCAGAUGACAAAAGAAUAAUGAACCAAAAUACUUAUUGGGUGUUAGGACUGGGUAUCCUCAGAAAAUUUUCCAAAAACAAUCCUUUUUGCCUAAUAAGCACAUUUCAUAAAAUGAUAGAUUACUUGAUGUAAUAUGUCGUACUUAUUUUUUAAUGGAAGAAGUUUUUAAGUUGAACACAAAUGUCAAUUCUCAUUGUCAGAAGCUACUAUUUUGAGGGGUUUUGAUCCUUUUUGAUAGCGUUUGACAUGCAAAUUUCUACAAUAAUAUCAAAAAUAAUUUCCAUAGGGCAUCCGGGUGGCGUAGCGGUCUAUUCCGUUGCCUGCCGACACGGAGAUCGCCGGAUCGAAUCCCCGUGUUACCCCUAGCUUGGUCGGGCGGCCCUACAGACACAAUUGGCCGUGUCUGCAGGUGAGAAGCCGGAUGUGGGUAUGUGUCCUGAUCGCUGCACUAGCGCCUCCUCUGGUCAGUUGGGGCACCUGUUCGGGGGGGGGGGGGACUAGGGGGAAUAGCAUGUUCCUCCCAUGCGCUACGUCCCCCCUGGUGAAACUCCUCACUGUCAGGUGAAAGGAAGCAGCUGGCGACUCCACAUGUAUCGGAGGAGGCAUGUGGUAGUCUGCAGCCCUCCCCGGAUCAGCAGAGGGGGUGGAGCAGCGACCGGGAUGGCUAGGAAGAGUAAGUAGGGUAAUUGGCUGAAUACAAUUGGGGAGAAAGAGGGGGGUUCAAAAAUAAUAAUAAUUUGCAUACCGGUAGGCACUAUUUUUGGAUACCAGUCAAAGUAUGGGAAUGUUCUUUAAUCAUCCGGGUUUGGAGGACGAUGUGAAGUAUGAUUUGAGUUUUUGACUAAAGUCGGGUGAGUACUUGAAGACCACCCAGAGAGCCCUCCCUAAGUUUCUGCCUGCUCUCGGACUAGUCUGCUCUCUGGCUGUGCAGACUAAGCACCCUGUCGUCUUCAUCCUGUAUGUGGAUGCUGUGGUUUUCUAGCUGAGGUUAUAGGACAAAAACAAAGUUUGGUGUUCAUUAAGAGUUCAUGAAAAUGUGACGUUCUUAUACUGUGAUCUGAUAAUACGGUAUGAGAGUACUUUUACUUUUGAACUUUUCUAGAAGAUUGCUCAAUGCUCAGUCCACUGCUCAAAAGGGCCAAAAAAAAAAAUCUGGAAUGUAUGCACUUUUUAAUGAAACGGAUAUUUUUCAGUAAUGGUAUUUUUAUGCUCGUAAUGGAGAAGGGUGGUUGGAAAUGGAUUUUUAACCAACCCAAAUAUUUCUCAGGCCUCAGGGCACCGGGGAUGCUAAUUGUUUGGUCUAUUCCGUCCUGCAGAAUUUAAAAGGGAAUCACAAGCUCCCGACUCACCUCGGUCCCCACAGAAAGUAAGUUAUUUGCACAGGUAUACUUACAUGUUGUAUUCCCAUACCUGAGAUGGCAGAUUCGCCCUAUCAAACUCCAGUCUCGUAGCAGAAGAUGGGGGUGAAAUUGUGGUUAAUGUUUUCUAUCUAGUCCUAUAUUACCGUCGCCCCGCACGGCCUAAUAGAAAAAAAAGGGACAUUGAAAUUCGUCUGGAGGAGCGGUAUUGAUUCGAGUUAGGUGUCUGAUGUCAUGAUGGCAGAAUUAGAUCUGGAGAAAAACAAAAACAAGGGCUCGCUCGUUUCUUCUCCCUUAUCUGUAAGCCAUCGAAAAUUUACGUUCAAAAUUUCUUACGUUUCUGUUGUGUUGGACGAAGAGGGGGGAAAAACUGCAAUUGUGCCAAAAAGGCUCCUUGUUGUGUUUUGAGGGCAAUGUUCAGGGGAAGUGAGUGAAAUUGAAUUGCAUUUGCACAAAACUACUGUAACUUUUGUUUUUUCCUGUGACUGAUGCUUUUAUAAUCUAACUGUUGUAUUUAUUGCACCAAGUAAUCCAUUAAAUAUUUAUAUGGUA